Messenger RNA from Culex quinquefasciatus (southern house mosquito), 1212 nucleotides. RefSeq lists its product as uncharacterized. The transcript is spliced from 2 exons. Gene Ontology annotation, cellular component: membrane. Gene Ontology annotation, molecular function: phosphatidylinositol bisphosphate binding. Lineage: Eukaryota; Metazoa; Arthropoda; Insecta; Diptera; Culicidae. Bases 121 to 1095 code for a protein of 324 amino acids. The record is from RefSeq and is a predicted model, not a curated record.
UUUUUAUCAUUGUGCAAUCCUUACUUCUUUGCUGGUUAAUAAAACCCCGCUUAUCUCGUGGACUAUUCGUUAGUUUCGGUAGAUCUUUCGUGAACGGAACAUAUCACUCUCCCCGCAAAGAUGGUUGUUGAAUCGGUGGAAAAGUGCCCAGCGAGCUUCGAGCCGUACCAGUGCACCCUGUCCGAUGAUCUGCAGAAGCUGGCCAAGGAGCAGCUGGGCGAGGACGAAGCGAUCCGGGAGCACUCGCUCGGACAGCUUCGCGACUGGAUCGCCAAGCAUCCGUACAUCCGUAAGUGCCGUACGGAUGCCCGAUUCUUGCUGCGAUUCCUGCGCCACCGAAAGUAUUCCGUUCCGAAGGCCCAAGAAUCGAUUGAACGGUAUCUGGUGGUGAGACAGCGACUUCCGGAGUGGUACCAGAAGCUGGAUCCCCGUGAUGCGACCCUGAAGCAGAUGCUCGAUGAGCUGGUAUUGUCCGUUCUAGGGCAUGACGAAAACGGUCGGCUGGUCCUUCUGGCCCGAAUGGGUCGAUUCAACACGGAUAACCUUAUUCCGAUGCACCUGUUCCGGUUCUUAACCAUGCUCUCGGAGUACCUGCUCGACAACGACGAAUCUCUUCAAGUGGCGGGACUCCGCAUCUGGAUCGAUCACUCCAACACGCCGCUCAAAUACUUUGGCCUGUGGGGUAUCAACGAUCUUAAGGUGUCGAUGGAAUCGAUCUCGAAGCUGAUGCCGUUCCGUCUUUACGAAGUACGCUUUGCCGAGCUGGCAUCGACUGCGACUUCGCUGAUCAACAUGGCCAUGUCCAUGGGCGGUCCGAAGCUGAAGGAAAGAGUAACGUUCUACUCGACCGUGGAGGAGUCCAAGCCACACUUUGAGGAGAAGCUGUGGAUCAAGGAGUACGGUGGCUCGCUGGACGCGGCCGAGCUGAACCGAAAGCUGGGUGAGCAGCUGGAGAAGGCCAGAGACGAGCUGCUGGCGCUGGACGAGAUGGAGAUCGAUGUCGAGCACUAUUCGGCACUGUGGAAGCUGGACCUGAACUCGGGCGAAAUCGACGGAGGAAUCGCCGGAAACUUCCGCAAGCUGGAGGUGGAUUAACGUCGUACAAGGAGUGACGAACGUGACUUAAUUGUUAUUGUUUUUUUGUUGCUAGAUGCUUUAGUUUUGUAAGUGCACUAUCAUGCUGAAUAAAAUUACGUGUGGCACGCUGUUUAA